UGAUUACGUAGCGGGCGGGGCCGGAAGUGCCGCUCCCUAGUGGGGGCUGUUCAUGGCGGUUCCGGGGUCUCCAACCUUUCUCGUAGUUGUGGUCCUAAAUACGUCGGAAGCGGAGGCGGCGAAGCUUGAGGUUCUUGCUGGUGUGAAAUGACUGAGUACAAACUGGUGGUGGUUGGAGCAGGUGGUGUUGGGAAAAGCGCACUGACAAUCCAGCUAAUCCAGAACCACUUUGUAGAUGAAUAUGAUCCCACCAUAGAGGAUUCUUACCGAAAACAGGUGGUUAUAGACGGUGAAACCUGUCUGUUGGAUAUACUGGAUACAGCUGGUCAAGAAGAGUACAGUGCCAUGAGAGACCAAUACAUGAGGACAGGCGAAGGCUUCCUCUGUGUAUUUGCCAUCAAUAAUAGCAAAUCAUUUGCAGACAUUAACCUCUACAGGGAACAGAUUAAGCGAGUUAAAGAUUCAGAUGAUGUACCUAUGGUGCUAGUAGGAAACAAGUGUGAUUUGCCAACAAGGACAGUUGACACAAAACAAGCCCAUGAACUGGCCAAGAGUUAUGGGAUUCCAUUCAUUGAAACCUCAGCCAAGACCAGACAGGGUGUUGAGGAUGCCUUUUACACACUGGUAAGAGAAAUACGUCAGUACCGAAUGAAGAAACUCAACAGCAGUGAUGAUGGGACUCAAGGUUGUAUGGGGUUACCAUGUGUGGUGAUGUAACAAGACACUUUUAAAGUUCUAGCAUCAGAAAAGAGCCACUGUCAAGCUGCACUGACACCCUGGUCCUGACUUCCCUGGAGGAGAAGUAUUCCUGUUGCUAUCUUCAGUCUCACAAAGAAGCUCCUGCUACUUCCCCAACUCUCAGUAGAUCAGUACAAUGUUCUCUAUUUGAGAAGUUCUCCGAACAACUACCUCCUCACUUGGUUGUCUGACCAGAGAAAUGAACCUCUUGUUCCUUCCCGCUGUUUUUCCACCCUGAGUUCUCCCCCAACACACAUAAACAAACCUCUGCCAUCCCAGGUUUUUCAUCUGAAAAAUAAUUCAUGCUCUGAAACAGAGAACAAAACUGUAGACAUGAAAUUCUGUAGGAAACAAGGUCUUGAGCUCAAAAGUAGCAACUGCUGGUGACCUUUUUUUCCCCCCUUUUUACUGUUGAACUUGGAACUAUGUUGGUUUUUGGAGAAAUGUCAUAAGUUACUGUUUUGCUGAGAAUAUAGUUAAGUUGACAUUUGGUUUGUUUGUAAUAUUAGCUAUUUUCUAUAAAUUGGCAUCUGCUCUGCAUUCAUAAAUACACGAGUGAAUUCUGACUUUUGAGUCUAUCCUAGUGUUCUUGACUUUCACAUAAUUAAAUCUAACUCUUGCAGCAAAGUGCCUUUUUCUUAGAAGUGGUUUGUAGACUUGCUUUAUAAUACUUCAGUGGAAUAGAUGUCUCAAAAACCAUAAUACAUGGAAAUGAAUGUCUGAGACACACCUAUAACCUGUCUACCUUUAAGGGAAAGACAUACCGAUGUGAUAGCAGAUGCCAUUUCUUAUGUGUAUGAAGUUGGAUUUCCAGAGACCUGAUUUGGGUCUCUUCCAAGAGAAAGGUGAAACUGGAAACAAUUAUGAAUAAUUUCACUUAAUUUUUACUUAAUCUCUACUUUGGGGGAGGGCAGGGGGUAGGUUACCACUUACAAAAAUGUAUGCAAUUUGUUUCUUCUAGCUUACUGAUAAUGAACUUCCAUUCAUAUUUAAAUUUAGGUCAUAUAUGAAAGCUCUGCAUUUGCUGCAGGUGUUCAAAAUUGUAACACUUUAAUGCAGUUUUAUUUAAUAGCUAUGAUUAAUGAUUUUCAAGCCUCAGAUGUAUUAAAACAAAUUUUCACAGAAUAUCAUGGUAUUUUAAUUAUGUAUAUAAUUGCCCUCAUUCCCUUUCUCACCCCACCCUGUCCCUCACCCCACCACAGUGGCGGCUUGGUGUUUCAGUUGAGUAAAGCAUGGUGCUAAGAGCCCAGGGUCACAGUUUCAAAACUUGAGCAAGCCAAUUAGCAUCACAGAGAGAGAAAUCCUCCCAUGUUUGCUUAUUGCACCAAUAACUCCAGCUAGUAGUUUUGCCAGAUGCAUAAUGUUAGUCCUGUAAGGAAGGAAGAGGUCAGUUAGCACAAAUCCUUUACCAUGCAUGACUGGAAAACUUGCCAUCUUGAGGAGGGUCAACCUAGAGGUUUUUAUAUAUAAAGUUUUUAGACUUUUUUCAGCCAUGUGGAAACUCUGAAUUAAACCAAUUCUUUUUUCGUUAUUUUGAAAAUGAUGCCUCAGAUCAAAAAUUUUUAAAUUAUCUCUAUUCAUAAUAUUCUUUGAAGGGUUCAAAACAGGAUGUUGAUGAAUUAAUCUGUGCAUACCAGAUAUAAUAAGCUGAUGAGUUUGUUCAAAACAAGGAUAGCCUUUCUAUUGAAAUUGCUGUUUGAGAAGGCAAUGGAAAAUAGAAUUAAUUGCUAGUUAUGAGGAUUUGGAGGUAGAGCUUUUCUGUUUGCAGAUAAUUUCAUGGUAAUUCUAAUGAAAAAUAGACUUGGAAAACUUUUGGUGAAAAAGACUAGUUCCAAAAUGGCUACUUUCUGUUCUGGUCUUCUGAUGUGUAAAUAUUUAGUGAGGUCCUCCAUCUUCUAAAAUGAAUUUUCCUAUAAGUAAACUCCACAUUGCCUUGAAAUGAAUUCUGCAGAGGGGAAGAAACAUCAACUGUGCCCAGAGUGGAAUAAAUCCAGAGAGUUGUGUUCCUCAGUAAUUUUGAGAGCUUUCACAUAUAGUCAACACCUGUAGACAGAAACUCGGCUGCUCUGUUUCCACUUCUCGUGGAACCUAGAUUGAGCCUUAUCACCUCUGUCCUUGUCAUUGUCUUCCACCACCUCCUCUGCUCUGUGUGACUGACAGUAGGAUUCUUUUUUUAAAUAUCAAAUUUAGGGGAAAAGAUACUCAUUUUAGCCCUAAUAAGGAUGUACUUUACGUUUUUUUUCAAGUAUGUUCUAAGCACAGAAGUAUAUAAAUGGGGCCAAGAUUCAGACUUCAAAAUGUUCUUUUAAUAGCUUCUUAAGAAGUUAGGUGUAGGUGUGAAUUUUGGCACAAUAGAGUGACAGACUUACAGUUAAAUGCUGAAUGACUUCAGUUGGUGUGAAAUAAAGUGUUGUUUUUAGAAUAUGUUUGUAAUUGCUGAAAACAACUGCAGUUUACCUCAAAAUCUGAAGAGUCUCUUUCCCCAAGUUAAGUGCCUGGCCAGCUGUUAUGAAUUACAUACUGCUUUGUGUGUGUUUGUGUUUUAAAGGUUGCACCUUCAAGAGUGUGAAAAUAAGAUGCUCUGUCUAAAGGCUACCAUGCCUAAUCUGUAAAUGAAACUGUUGUGCUGUAUUUGCUCCAGCAGCAUACUCUAGAAUGUUACUUGCUAAUAUAAUAUCAUACUUAUUACAGUUUUCACUUUGGUGUAAUAGAUAAAAUUAUUUCCGGUAUGUAUUUUAGUGGGCCCAUGUUUAGUCUUUCAUCAUCCUUUAAACUGCUGUGAAUUUUUUGUCUUGACUUGAAAGCAAGGAUAGAGAAACACUUUAAAGAGAUAUUUUGGUUUUUUUCCCAUUCCAGAAUUUGUGAGCAUAGUCAUAUUUUGCUUUACAUUUACAGUCAUAAACUCUCAAGCUGGCAGCUACAACCAAGAACCAAAAAAUGGUGCAUCCUGCUUCUUGUAAUUCAUCUCUGCUAAUAAAUUAUGAGAAGCAAGGAUAAUUAAUUAGGGAAAAUAUGUUAUUUAGGUGGUUUCUAUAAGCAAGGGACUAUAAUUCUUGUACAUUAUUUUUCAUCUUUGCUGUUUCUUUAAGCAGUCUAAUGUGCCACAAAAUUAUUUUUUAAGGUGUUUCCUGUAAGGAUUGUUUUAAAGGUGUUCUCAUUAUGAGUAGUUGUAGAUAUGUUUCAAAAUAUAACUGGUGAUUUUUAAAGGCCUGAGUACUGACCUAAGAAGCAAUUAUAUGAAUUCUACUCUGGAGGGAAGAGAGGAUGUUAAUGGAAAUUGUUUGACUUUUACAUUUCUGUGCCAUCGAAUAUAGGUAAAAAUACCAAUUGUGCAAUUCUGCUGUUUAAACAGAAACUAUUGGCCUCCUUGGCCCUAAAUAAAAGGGGCUGAUAUUUUAAGUUGACUAUUUUAUUGUAAAUUAAUCCAUCCUAAUUUUUAAAAAUUGAUUGAAUGUUUUUCUUGUUAAAUGUUUAAAAAUAAAAACUGGAAGUUC
Molecule: messenger RNA, 4232 nt
Organism: Nyctereutes procyonoides (raccoon dog)
Lineage: Eukaryota; Metazoa; Chordata; Mammalia; Carnivora; Canidae
Gene: NRAS
Product: NRAS proto-oncogene, GTPase
Exons: 7
Coding region: 148-717 (189 amino acids)
Biological process (GO): Ras protein signal transduction
Cellular component (GO): plasma membrane
Molecular function (GO): GTPase activity; GTP binding; GDP binding
Source: RefSeq, a predicted model, not a curated record